Messenger RNA from Aspergillus steynii IBT 23096, 4824 nucleotides. It is a transcript of the gene bck1, whose product is annotated as putative MAP kinase kinase kinase (Bck1). NCBI's taxonomy places the organism in Eukaryota, Fungi, Ascomycota, Eurotiomycetes, Eurotiales, Aspergillaceae. The transcript is spliced from 3 exons. Bases 1 to 4824 code for a protein of 1607 amino acids. The record is from RefSeq and is a predicted model, not a curated record. Gene Ontology annotation, molecular function: protein kinase activity; ATP binding. Gene Ontology annotation, biological process: protein phosphorylation.
AUGGACGGCCAAAGACCGCAGCAGUAUAUGCCUGUUCCCCCACCUUCUUCAACUCAACCGCCUCAAUCACACAUGGUGCUGCCGCCUCCCCCGCCACGAUACCCUCCGACACAACCCCCGGGUGGCAUGCCCCCGCCUCCUCCUGGUCCGCCUCCGGGGUCAAGUUAUGGCCCUUCCAAGAUUGCCAAUCCUCAGAUGCAACAUCAGAAUAAUCUGCAAUGGGCGCCGAACUGGGCAACGCGACAAGCGCUCUCCCAGGGAAUCCUCCCUCCCCCUCCCCCUCCCCCUCCUAUGGCGCCGACAAACCAGCAGCCCUACGGUCGAGCGCCUCUGUCAGUUGGGGGAGAAGGCCGGACUUCUGCAACGUACGUCCCGCAAGGCGGGACAUUUGGCCCGGGCGUGGGAAUCCCUGCGUUCGAUUUGCAUUCCCUUCCUGCAUACGAGAAUCAGGGGACCAUGACGGGUAGCGAUCGACAGCAGCUUCCAAUAAAUCAACCUUACGAAUAUCCCAACGCGGAUGUUGCAUAUAAGCGAGACGGGACCAUUCCGCCUACGCCGUCUGCGCGCACUAUUCCUCCUUCUCUAACCGCAAGUGAUAUCUCACAUGAACAGUUCUCCACAACGACAGCGCAGAACCCGCAGGCUCAAAACGGUCAGAACCAAGGCCAAAUAGCAGAACCGACGAAAUCUCCCAGUCAUCGUUACAACAACAACAACAACAACACGUUGCUCGGUGGUAUGUCACCCAGCGAAGCUGCCGUUCAAUGGCCACUUGACAGGGUUCUCCUGUGGCUUGCGAUGAAUGGCUUCUCUGGGGAUUGGCAGGAGACCUUCAAGGCCCUCGAAAUACAGGGCGCCGAUUUCCUCGAGCUGGGCCAUGGGUUCAAUGGCCGUCCCAAUUGGGGUAAAAUGCACAACGUGGUUUACCCUCAGCUCGCAAGGGAGUGUGAGAACAGCGGAACCGGGUGGGAUCUGACGCGAGAGCGAGAGGAGGGGAAGCGGAUGCGCAAAUUGAUCCGUCAAAUCCAAGACGAUCCGAACUAUGACGCCGGCGUACCCAUUCCGAAACAGCGGGAAUCUCAAACCCUCGCAGGCGGUGUCCUCGAACCAACCGCGGAAUCCUCUCCCAAAUUCACCAAUGACCCCGUGUCUGCAGGACCGAACUCAGGCCCGAUGUCAGGUAGUCCUAACCUCAAAACCCUGCAGCCUGCCUACAACCAGAAGCACAACGUGCAAACUCGCUCUUUCACGACUCCGAUCCCUGCGAGCCAUGAUUAUACCUCUUCGGAAACCAGUCAUCCUGACGGGACGAUAUGGGGCCGGUCAGACAUUUCGCGAGCUGCCCUGGCCAACGUAGGCGGUGAUCAUCGAAGACAAAGCCCCUCGGUCUCCAGUGAAAACGGCACUUUCCCUCCUGGUCGGUCUUAUGAAGGCAGCCCUAAAAGCGGCAGUCCGGCCAUGCAGCAUGCCACACUCGCACAUCCGGGCUUUCCAUCCACAAGCGACUUCAGAGAACAUGCCCGAGUCAAUAGCUCCGACUCAACCGCAGGGCGCCGCUAUUAUGAAACGCUCAGGCAGGACAACGCCCGCCCUUCUCCCCAGGAGUCUUACAAUCGGCCGGCCGAAAACUCCUCGUAUCCUAAAGACCAUAGCAGCCGGCUUUUCCACUUUUUCAAGAAGAAGAAUAAGAGUGGUGACUCAACCCACCCAUCUCCCGAGGAGCAAUUCCUGGAGUCUCCCACUAGCCCGGAAGCGCAGCGUCAUAAUGCGUCUCAGCUUCCCUACGAUCGACCUAAUUUUAGCAGCAGCGACAUGUCGUUGGACCAACGUCCGCUAUCUGCGUCCUUCUCCGAUCACGAACGGGUAGCCCAGCGGCCGAAACCCACCUCGAAAGGGAAGCGGUGGGCCUUUGGCACGUUAGAUGGUUGGAAUUAUCGUCUGAUGGACAUUACGGACCUGGACUCCGUGGAGCAAUUGCGCGCUACCAUCUGCCAGAACCUCGGAAUUUCGGAUUGGGUUGGUUCUCAAAUUUUUAUGACUGAGCCCGGCCAGACAGACCACGAUGAACCUUUGACCGACACCAACUUGGCUUUGUGUCGAAGAACGAGGUCGGAUGCCAUCGGAUCAUUAAAACUAUACGUCCGUGGGCCUCACAUGCCCUCUGGCUCUACCAAUUCUCCAAACUAUACGGGCCUUGGAGUUUCAUUCCCGGACAAGGCCACGGCAUCACCGACCACGGGGCAGCAUCAUGUGCAAAGGAAACCAUUAGACGACGAAGCCCUCCAUCGGAUCUCACCGCACAAUCCAGCAAAACCGACUUCUCCGCAGGUCUCUUCGCGGCCACAGCAGCUAAGGACCCCUGCAGUUAAACUGCCUGCUCGCGAUAUAACGCAGCUCCCAAUGGGAACGUCGCCAGUGGAUGCCGGACCGGAAGCCGGAUAUCCUUUCGACGCCGACAGGUUGGAUUCUAGCGCCCGCCAACAAGAAGAGCAAAGGCGUGAGCUCGAGCGAAGACAGAAGGCUGCGCGGUUCUCAAAAGUCACACCUGUGCCGCAACCGGGGAAGAACGCCUACGGUGAAACUGGUUAUAGACGCAAAGAGCUCAUUGAUUUUGACUCGCCUCGGAUAUCGCCCUACGAAGAUAAGAAGGCGGAACCGCUGGUGCCUCUUCGCAAACCACCUACCGCUCCACCCGAGUCCAAUACGCUCACCAAGGUUAAUUCCCUGAGGAAGACAGACCGUCCUGCAGUUCACGGACUUGGGGCUGCGCUGGCUGGUAUGGGCAGAAUCACCGGUGCCAUCGGAACGCCGUCGCCAUCGGUCUCCCAGGGCCCUGGGUUCAAUAGCCCCAAUGCCAACGUCACUACACCGGUAUUGGAUGAACCGAGAAGUGCAUCGCGAUUCACUCCGGAGUCGAAUGGCCAGAAUACUCCCACUUCCCACGCCAAUCAGUCUCCUGCUAAAUCUGUCGCCACUCCGGUGGAGAGACCUAGACCGAAUGCGGAAUCACGCAAGUCAUACGGCCCUGAAUUCGAUUUCGAGGAAACAGAGGUCUCCUUCCAGCGUUCACCGGUCCCGCAGGAAGACUCGGAUGAUGAUUCAGAUGAUGGUCUUUUCGCGAUCCCGUUGGUAAAUAGCAAAACGCCGGUGAAGGAGAAGGCGCCCAUGUUUGGAUCACCCGAGCAAAAGAGAUCUGAGAAGCCAUCCCUUACCUUGAACACCGAAACAAGAUUGAAGAAGGAACUGUCCGUGAGAUUUAGGUCGCCUAGUACCAGCCGCGAAACCUUUGCCGGGUCCAGUGACAGAGGCAAUCGCAAGGCAUCCUUCUCGGACAUGACCGGUUCACCUGAAGAAAAGAAGCCUCCGCCUCGAAGGGACUCGUUUGUUCGAGGAAACAAUUGGGCAAGCAGACCCCCAGUCGAGGGCGUCAUUGAAUACCUGGACGAGUUCUUCCCCAACAUUGAUCUCGAUGCCCCUUACCUUGACAACCAAGGCGCUUCUCCCCCCUCGUCACCGGCUAGUAGAAUUCCAGCCGAGCACGAGGCAGCUCAUAAAGAAAGACACGAGGGGCCAACAUACACCCCACUCCCGCCGCCCCCUAGUGCUGAGGAGCACACCAUUGGCCCUAGUGAGCCAACGCUGAAGGCACACGAUGCUGGCAUCAUUGCUCGGCGUAAUGUUAAUCGCUCUGGCGGCCUCACGCGAGGGAAGUCUAUCCGAGAGGUUGCACGGGGCGCCAACCAAGCCAGCAGGAAUCGCAGCGUUCACUCAUCAAGUGGGAAUCCAAGAUCUGGUGAUAUCCUGCGUCGCAAGAGCACGAAAAUGUUCGGAGCAAAGAUCAUGCAGAUCAGCCCCAAGCCUGGUAGUCGGCUCAGCCAGCUUGAUCCCAUUCCUCAAAAUAACGUCGCCACCGGGAAUCUACCCCAGAGACAACCGACCUUCCGCAUUAUUCGUGGUCAGCUCAUAGGUAAAGGAACUUACGGCCGAGUGUACUUGGGCAUGAACGCCGACAAUGGUGAGGUCCUGGCGGUGAAACAGGUGGAAAUCAACCCCAGGAUUGCUGGUCAAGAUAAGGAUCGGAUCAAAGAAAUGGUCGCUGCUAUGGACCAGGAGAUCGACACGAUGCAACACCUCGAGCAUUCCAAUAUCGUGCAAUAUCUCGGAUGUGAGCGCGGGGAGUUGUCCAUUUCAAUCUACCUGGAGUAUAUUUCCGGUGGUUCCAUCGGUAGUUGUCUCCGCAAACAUGGCAAGUUCGAGGAAAGCGUAGUCAAGUCUCUCACGCGACAAACGCUGAGCGGGCUGGCCUAUCUGCAUGAUCAAGGGAUCUUGCAUCGCGAUCUCAAAGCCGACAACAUCUUGUUGGACCUCGACGGGACCUGCAAAAUCUCGGACUUUGGCAUUUCCAAGAAGACCGACAACAUCUACGGUAAUGACUCAACCAACUCCAUGCAGGGAUCGGUAUUCUGGAUGGCGCCCGAGGUCAUCCAUUCGCAGGGUCAAGGGUACAGCGCCAAGGUGGACAUCUGGUCCCUUGGGUGCGUGGUGCUCGAGAUGUUUGCGGGUCGUCGACCGUGGAGCCGAGAGGAGGCGAUCGGCGCCAUCUUCAAGCUGGGCAGUCUGAGUCAGGCGCCUCCCAUUCCGGAGGACGUGUCCAUGAACAUCAGCCCGGCGGCCCUGGCGUUCAUGUACGACUGCUUUACGGUAGAUUCCUUGGACCGGCCCACGGCCGAGACGCUUCUCACGCGGCAUCCGUUCUGCGAGCCCGACCCCAAGUAUAAUUUCCUGAACAGCGAGCUGUAUGCGAAGAUUGGAGAGGAUUCGUAG